Molecule: messenger RNA, 2256 nt
Organism: Anas platyrhynchos (mallard)
Lineage: Eukaryota; Metazoa; Chordata; Aves; Anseriformes; Anatidae
Source: RefSeq, a predicted model, not a curated record
UUUCCCUGCAGCCUCCGAUGUCGCUCUGCCCUGCAGCAUCUUGCACCCAUCCCCCAAGGGUCAGGGCUCCUCCCAGAGGGUUACUGCAGAUAAGAACUGAGCAGAAGUUGGUGAAGUCACGUGUAGCCUUCUAGUUCCUGCAGCUAUGGUGGGUGCUGAGAGGGACGACUAUUUUGAUCCUGCUCCAGCUGCAGCACAGAUGGGGCUCCCCUGGGGUUGCGGCCGCCCCAGCCUCACCGGCCAUGCCAGCGGCUUCCUGACUUCCCUCAUCACUCUGCACCUUCUCCAGCUGGGCUCAGCCCAGCUCACAGUGGUGGGACCAGGCCACUCUGUCACUGCCACCGUGGGGCAGGAUGUCGUGCUGCCCUGCCACUUGUCCCCUCAACACGAUGCUCGCACCUUGGAGGUCAGGUGGAUCCGGGCCAAGUUCUCUAAGACAGUGCACCACUACCGCAAUGGAGAGGACCUGUACGGGGAGCAGAUGGGGGCAUAUGCCGGGAGGACAGAGUUGGCCAGGGAUGGUCUCUCUGCUGGAAGCCUGCACUUGCGAAUCACGGGGCUGAGACCCUCUGAUGAUGGCCAGUACGUCUGCACUGUGAGAGAUGCUCAUGUUUAUGACGAAGCCAUUGUGGAGCUGGAGGUGGCAGCCACAGGCACUGACCCCCACCUCUCCCUGGGAGGCUACGAGGCCGGAGGCGUCCGGGUGCUGUGUCGAUCGGCCGGCUGGUACCCGCUGCCGCAGCUGCUGUGGAGGGAUGCUCGCGGCAACCUGCCCUCGGUCUCCCAGACACAUUCCCAGGACCAGGAGGGGCUCUUUGAAAUCGAAGGCGCCGUCAUCAUGACCGGGAGCGUGGAGGGGCCCUUGUCCUGCGUGGUCAGGAAAAGCCGCCUCCAGGAGGAACGGGAAUCAUCCCUGAACAUUGCAGCUCCCUUUUUCAUAAACGCCCAGCCCUUGAUAGUGGUUCUGGUCCUGGUCCUGGUGUUUUUGGCUGUGUCCAUUGGCCUCGGUGUUUAUCUCUUUCGAAAGCAAGCGGCACAGAGCCGAGAGCUGGCAGCGAAAAAGGAUGCAGAGCUGGGGAAACAAGCUGCAGAGAUAGAGGAAAAAGAUGCAAGACUGGAUGAACAAGCUGCAGAGCUCGAGAAACAAGCUGCAGAGCUGGCAUGGAGAAAGUCUGUCCUGCCUCAUAAUAGAGUGAAGGUGACCCUGGAUCCACGCACGGCUCAUCCCUGGCUUGUUGUGUCUCAGGACAACAGCAGUGUGAGAUGGGAAAGUGAAUGGGAGCAGGUUCCUGACACACCAGAGAGAUUUGACGUUCGGAUGUGCGUGCUGGGCUGUGAGGAGUUCAGAGAGGGGAGGCACUGCUGGUUGGUGGAGGUGGAGGGAGAGUGGCUAAAGUAUUCUUGGUGGGCUGUGGGGGUGGCCAGGGCUUCUCUGAAGAGAAAAGGGAAGAUCAAAAUGAGCCCUACAGCAGGGAUCUGGGCUGUGCUGUACUAUGAGGGGCACCUCAAGUCUCUCACAUCUCCUCGCACUCCCUUGUCCCUGUCCCCUGUCCCCACGAGGAUCUGGGUCUGUCUGGACUGUACCCAGGGGCAGGUGUCUUUUAUCAACGCUGACAAUGGGGUCCAGAUCUUCACUUUCACAGCAGCCUCCUUCAAUGGGGAGAGCAUCCGCCCCUGGUUCUUGGUGGAGACACUGAGAAUUCAGAUGUGUCUGCGGGACAGCACCCCCCAGACCCUGUCCCCAGCCCUGGGGGGCUCCGGCCCUUCUCCAGACACUCCUGCAUCACCUCUCCUUGGUCCUGCAGGAGCAGCACAGGAAUGAGGUGCACUGGGGCCAGGGGCUGCUCCUUUAUUCCUCUUUGCUGCUGGAGGAGGACUGGGAUGCUGCAAGCAGGGGCCAGGCCCCUUGCAGCCCCUGGGUUCUGCCCUGCACACAGCUCCUGUGCUGGGGCACAAGCCCUGAUGGCACCCACGGGUCUCACCCUGCCUCUGAGCCCCAGCAGGCAACACAGGGGCUGCAGCAGCACUCCACACUCCUCUCCCCUCUGCUUACAGACCCCAGGGCAAGGGAUGUGGUCACUGUGUGCUGCCGGCAAUUGCAGGCCACCUUUGCCUCCUAGGUUGGGGUUGAUCUUUGCUCUGUGCCUGGUGCUGAGCAUGAGCAGCCUGUGGGGGCUCUUUGUUCCUUCCUCUGGAGUAUAUGUAUCCAAGGCCCAGCAGCAGCAGGACUGUGUCAAAUAAAGUUUUGUACAGGAA